This is a messenger RNA of Physeter macrocephalus (sperm whale), 2906 nucleotides long. Its product is annotated as transcription factor SOX-6-like. Gene Ontology annotation, cellular component: nucleus. Gene Ontology annotation, molecular function: DNA-binding transcription factor activity, RNA polymerase II-specific; RNA polymerase II cis-regulatory region sequence-specific DNA binding. The record is from RefSeq and is a predicted model, not a curated record. Gene Ontology annotation, biological process: regulation of transcription by RNA polymerase II; cell fate commitment; central nervous system development. The transcript has 3 exons. Bases 1832 to 2314 code for a protein of 160 amino acids. Lineage: Eukaryota; Metazoa; Chordata; Mammalia; Artiodactyla; Physeteridae.
UAGUUUGAUUAAUAUGUGUCUUGGCGUGUUUCUCCUUGGAUUUAUCCUGUAUGGGACUCUCUGUGCUUCCUGGACUUGAUUGACUAUUUCCUUUCCUAUAUUAGGGAAAUUUUCAACUAUAAUCUCUUCAAAUAUUUUCUCAGUCCCUUUCUUUUUCUCUUCUUCUUCUGAGACCCCUAUAAUUCGAAUGUUGGUGCAAUUAAUGUUGUCCCAGAGGUCUCUGAGACUGUCCUCAGUUCUUUUCAUUCUUUUUUCUUUAUUCUGCUCUGCAGUAGUUAUUUCCACUAUUUUAUCUUCCAGGUCACUUAUCCGUCCUUCUGCCUCAGUUAUUCUGCUACUGAGCCCAUCUAGAGUAUUUUUCAUUUCAUUUAUUGUGUUGCUCAUCGUUGCUUGCUUCCUCUUUAUUUCUUCUAGGUCCUUGUUAACUGUUUCUUGCAAUUUGUCUAUUCUAUUUCCAAGAUUUUGGAUCAUCUUUACUGUCAUUAUUCUGAAUUCUUUUUCCGGUACACUGCCCAUUUCCUCGUUAGGUCCGGUGGGUUUUUACCCUGCUCCUUCAUCUGCUGUGUGUUUUUCUGUCUUUUCAUUUUGCUUACUGUGUUUGGGGUCUCCUUUUUGCAGGCUGCAGGUUCGUAGUUCCCGUUGUUUUUGGUGUCUGCCCCCAGUGGCUAAAGUUGGUUCAGUGGGUUGAGCAGGCUUCUUGGCUUGGGGGACUAGUGCCGGUGUUCUGGUGGAUGAGGCUGGAUCCUGUCUUUCUGGUGGGCAGGUCCACGUCUGGUGGUGUGCCUUGGGGUGUCUGUAGCCUUAUUAUGAUUUUAGGCAGCCUCUCUGCUAAUGGAUGGGACUGUAGUCCUGUCUUGCUAGUUGUUGGGCAUAGGGUGUCCAGCACUGUAGCUUGCUGGUCGUUGAGUGAAGCUGGGUCUUGGUGUUGAGAUGGUGAUCUCUGGGAGAUUUUCGCUGUUUGAUAUUACGUGGACCUGGGAGGUCUCUUGUGGACCAGUGUCCUGAAGUUCGUUCUCCCACCUCAGAGACACAGCCCUGAUGCCUGGCUGGAACACCAAGAGCCUUUAAUCCACAUGGCUCAGAAUAAAAAGGAGAAAAAAUAGAUAGGAAAGAAAGAAAGGGAGGAAGGAAGGAAGGAUGAAAGGAAGAAAGGAAGGAAGGAGGAAAGGAGGAGAGGAAGGAAGGAAGAAAGGGAGGAAGGAAGGGAGAAAGGAAGAAAGAAAGAAAGAAGAUAAAAUAAAGUAAGAAAAUAAAGUUAUUAAAAUAAAAAAUAAUUAUUAAGAAGAAAAAUUUUAAAAAGUAAAAAAAAAACCAAAAAACAAAAAAGGUGUCUGUCAGAACCCUAGGACAAAUGGUGAAAGCAAAGCUAUACAGACCUAAUCUCACACAGCAGCACACACAUACACACUCACAAAAAGAGAAAAAGAGGAAAAUAAUAAUAUAUCUUGCUCCCAAAGUCCAAAUAAUAUAUCUUGCUCCCAAAGUCCACCUCCUCAACUUGGGAUGAUUCGCUGACUAUUCAGGUAUUCCACAGAUGCAGGGCACUUCAAGUUGAUUGUGGAGCUUUAAUCCGCUGCUUCUGAGGCUGCUGGGAGAGACCUCCCCCUCUCUUCUUUGUUCACACAGCUCCUGGGGUUCAGCUUUGGACUUGGCCCUGCCUCUCCGCCUAGGUCGCCCGAGGGCGUCUGCUCUUCGCUCAGAGAGGACGGCGUUAAAGGAGCAGCUGAUUCGGGGGCUCUGGCUCACUCAGGCCAGAGGGAGAGAGGGGUACGGAUGCGAGGCGAGCCUGCGGCGGCAAAGGCCGGCAUGACAUGUCACCAGCCUGAGAAGAAUGUCUUCCAAGCAAGCCACCUCUCCAUUUGCCUGUGCAGCUGAUGGAGAGGAAGCAAUGACCCAAGAUUUGACCUCAAGGGAAAAGGAAGAGGGCAGUGAACAACAUGUGGCCUCCCAUCUGCCUCUGCACCCCAUAAUGCACAACAAACCUCACUCUGAGGAGCUACCAACACUUGUCAAUACCAUUCAACAGGAUGCUGACUGGGACAGUGUUCUGUCGUCUCAGCAAAGAAUGGAGUCAGAGAAUAAUAAGUUAUGUUCCCUAUAUUCCUUCCGAAAUACCUCUACCUCACCACAUAAGCCUGACGAAGGGAGUCGGGACCGCGAGAUAAUGACCAGUGUUACUUUUGGAACCCCAGAACGCCGCAAAGGGAGCCUUGCCGAUGUGGUGGACACACUGAAACAGAAGAAGCUUGAGGAAAUGACUCGGACUGAACAAGAGGGUAUGUGUGGACUUAACUGUUGGGCUUUAUUCUUUUAAAGAUUCCAGGCUUAAAAAAAAAUGAGUGGGAUUUUAAGGGCCAGAGAAGUGCAUAAUUGGCACUAGCAAGGAAAAAGUUAUUCAGAGGUUACCAUGGUGAUGGCAGAUUGUGAUCCAUUAGAAAUGUUAAGCAGAUAGCUCCAUUUUUCUACAACUUUGUGCAUUUUACUUGGCUCUUAUAAUAACAAAUCAAGGUUUUAAACUGACUAUAAGCCUUGCUCUGGAAAAGGGAGUACCGGUAUCUUCCUAGCCGCAACUUUAUUUUUCAUUUUUUCUCCCUUAUUUCCUCUUGAUGGAUAGUGUUUUAUUAUGAAAAUAUAAACUGUUUAAAAACAAAAAGACCCCUAAUUUAUUUCUCCUUAUUUUUAUAAAUAUUAUAAAUUUAUAAAUAUUAUUAUUUUACCUCCAAAUGUUGCAGAAUUGAGAGCUGAGGGUUUCUAAUACUAUUAAAGCUAAAUGUUCAAGGGAGUUCUUUGACACAUGGCAUCUACUGAAACAUCCACCUUCUCUACUCUCUCUACAAGAGUCCACUUAGGUUAACCUAGGUCCUAAAAAGUAGAUGAAAGAAGACUCUCUAAUAAUAUGUUUAAAU